Acanthisitta chloris (rifleman) is the source of this 1332-nucleotide messenger RNA. Its product is annotated as D(1) dopamine receptor-like. The coding region runs from base 1 to 1332 and encodes 443 amino acids. Gene Ontology annotation, molecular function: G protein-coupled receptor activity. Lineage: Eukaryota; Metazoa; Chordata; Aves; Passeriformes; Acanthisittidae. Gene Ontology annotation, biological process: adenylate cyclase-activating adrenergic receptor signaling pathway. Gene Ontology annotation, cellular component: membrane. The record is from RefSeq and is a predicted model, not a curated record. The transcript has a single exon.
AUGGAUGUGCUUUACUCCUCUGCAGAAAGACAUGGGCAGGAUGUGGUCAAUGACACCAGCUGGGCAGAGGAAAGCAACUCCAAGCUGUCCUUCCCUGUGCUGGCAGCUGCCUUACUCCUCCUCCUCAUCCUCUCCACCCUCCUGGGCAACACCCUGGUGUGUGUGGCCGUGGUCAAGUUCCGACACCUGCGCUCCAAGGUCACCAAUCUCUUCGUUAUCUCCUUGGCAGUGUCUGACCUGCUGGUGGCUGUGCUGGUGAUGCCCUGGAAAGCUGUCAGUGAGGUUCUGGGCUUCUGGCCCUUUGGGGCUUCUUUCUGUGACCUUUGGGUGGCCUUUGACAUCAUGUGCUGCACAGCCUCCAUCCUCAACCUGUGCAUCAUCAGUGUGGAUCGUUAUUGGGCCAUUUCCAACCCCUUCUGCUACCAGAGGAGGGUGACACCAUGUGUGGCCUUCAGCAUGAUGGGAGUGGCUUGGCUGCUGUCCCUCUUGAUCUCCUUCAUCCCUGUGCAGCUCAAGUGGCACAAGGACCAUGAGCUCCUUAGCCAACAAGAGCCAGGUUUUAAUGCCUCCAUGGAGGAGGAGAGCUGUGAUUCCAGCCUCAACAGGACUUAUGCCAUCUCCUCCUCUCUCAUCAGCUUCUACAUCCCCGUGGCCAUCAUGCUGGUGACCUACAGCCUCAUCUUCCGCAUCGCCCGGCGGCAGAUCCGCAGGAUCUCCUCCUUGGAGAGGGUGGUGGGACAUGCCCCAAACUGCCACAGCCCUCACGAAGCCUCCCUGAAGAACUCUUUCAAGAAGGAGACUAAAGUCCUCAAGACCCUCUCCAUCAUCAUGGGUGUCUUUGUCUUCUGCUGGUUGCCCUUUUUCGUGCUCAACUGCGUCGUGCCCUUCUGCAGCGCUGACCUCCGCGGGCCAGGAGAGCUGCCCUGUGUCAGUGAGACUGUCUUCAACACUUUUGUCUGGUUUGGUUGGGCCAACUCUUCCCUCAAUCCCAUCAUCUAUGCCUUCAACGCAGAUUUUCGGAGAGCCUUUGCCACCAUCCUGGGCUGUGGCUGUCCCAGCAAUGCAGUGGAGACAGUGACCUUCAGCAAUGAGUUGGUCUCCUACCACCAGGACUCCACACACCAGUUCCAGAAGGAACUGGUGACCCUCAGCUACCCACAGCUUCUCCCCCAUGCUGUUCUGCAGAUGGAGAACAACGAGGUGUCCUCAGACAAGGUGUCUCAGGUCUCCUCUCCCUCUCCCAACCCCUUGCCUGCAGCAGUGCCCAUGGAGUGUGAUGCUGCCAUCUCCCUGGUGAAGAUUACACCUUUCACCAGCAGCACCUGCAACUGA